AUUUCCGGUGACGUCAUUGCGUCUCAAGAUCGAUAAUGGAUCUGCAGCUGUCUGGAGAGCAACAAUAACAAGAGAAGCUCCGCGAUAAAACGAGUUAUUGUCUCGUCUCUGACACCUUUGCCAGCCCCAACUUGACAUCAUUCUGUCACCAACGCCCUUGGCGAAUUAACUCUGGCCUCCGCUUCCUCCGACUCGGAAACCGGCGGAGCGUCGCCGCUACCGCGGAAGAAAUACCGAGCUUCGGUGGUGGAGGGAGCAGGGGAGCUUGGGGCUGCAAUUGGGUCAGCGGCCCUGUCUACAGUUGUGGGGAUUUUAACUUUUCCCAAUUCACCCGUUGCUCCUGUCAUUCGAUUAAAUCCGCACAGUGUAGCCCACAUCUACAUUAAUAACAUGCAGGCCAACGGGGCAGGACAGGGUCAAGAUUCGGAGCUGUCCUGCCUAAACAACAGUACGCAAAACGGAGAGUCGUCCUCCGCCGGGGGAGCUCACACUAACGUUAAUGGACUAUCCACAACAAACAAUGGGAACUCUGUCAGUAACAACAUCGGUAUCCCAGCCCCAGCAGCAUCCAACAACACCGUGUCUUCGGAUGCAAACUCCGUGAAAAAGAAGAAACGUCUUUCUCAGUCAGAGGAAGAUGUCAUUAGACUUAUAGGGCAACAUUUACACGAUUUAGGAUUUAAUCAGACAGUGGACCUGUUGAUGCAGGAGUCUGGCUGCAGACUGGAGCAUCCCUCUGCCACAAUGUUCCGCAACCAUGUGGUGGAAGGAGAGUGGGACAAGGCUGAAAGUGACCUGAAUGAGCUGAAAGCAUUGAUGCAUUCUCCAAGUGCUAUUGUGCGGAUGAAGUUCCUGCUCCUGCAGCAGAAGUACCUGGAGUAUCUGGAGGAUGCCAAGAUCCUGGAGGCGCUGCAGGUCCUGAGAGCUGAGCUCACUCCCCUCAAGUACAACACAGAGCGCAUCCACAUCCUGAGCGGGUACCUGAUGUGCAGCCAUGCAGAGGACCUGAGAGCAAAGGCAGAGUGGGAGGGUAAAGGCACUGCCUCCCGCACUAAACUCCUGGACAAGUUACAGACGUACCUGCCUCCCUCUGUGAUGCUGCCUCCGCGCCGGCUGCAGACCCUGCUGAGGCAGGCUGUGGAGCUGCAGAGAGAGCGCUGCCUCUACCACAACACCAAACUGGACAGCGGCAUGGACUCUGUGUCCCUCCUCCUGGACCACGCCUGCAGCCGGAAACAGUUCCCUUGCUACACCCAGCAGAUCCUCACCGAACACUGCAAUGAAGUGUGGUUCUGCAAGUUCUCCAAUGACGGCACCAAACUGGCCACGGGAUCCAAAGACACCACAGUCAUCGUGUGGCAUGUCAACACAGAGAGUCACCAGUUGAAGCUGAUGAAGACUCUUGAGGGCCACGCCUACGGUGUCUCAUACCUGGCCUGGAGCCCUGAUGACACUUACUUGAUUGCCUGUGGCCCCGAUGACUGCUCAGAGCUGUGGCUGUGGAACGUACAGACGGGUGAGUUGCGGACAAAGAUGAGCCAAUCACACGAGGACAGUCUGACCAGUGUGGCCUGGAAUCCAGACGGCAAGCGCUUCGUCACCGGAGGCCAGAGGGGCCAGUUCUACCAGUGUGAUCUGGACGGUAACCUGCUGGACUCGUGGGAAGGAGUAAGGGUUCAGUGCCUGUGGUGCCUGGGUGACACUCGCACCGUCCUGGCAUCAGACACACACCAGCGUAUCCGUGGCUACAACUUUGAGGACCUUACGGACAGAAACAUAGUCCAGGAGGACCAUCCAAUCAUGUCUUUCACAGUUUCAAAGAACGGGAGGUUAGCUCUGCUGAAUGUGGCUACUCAGGGUGUGCACCUGUGGGACCUACAUGACCGGGUGCUGGUGAGGAAGUAUCAGGGCGUGACACAGGGCUUCUACACCAUCCACUCCUGCUUUGGAGGACACAACGAAGACUUCAUCGCCAGUGGGAGCGAGGAUCACAAAGUGUACAUCUGGCACAGGCGCAGUGAGCUGCCCAUCGCAGAGUUGACAGGUCAUACCCGUACAGUGAACUGUGUGAGCUGGAAUCCUGUAGUGCCCGGUCUCCUGGCCAGCGCCUCAGACGACGGCACCGUCCGAAUCUGGGGGCCCGCCCCUUUCCUUGAUGUCCAGGACGCUGAGGGGCUAAACGAAUGUUGUAACAUGGACAGCUGAUGGUGAUCUUGGAUCAGAAGACACUACUUCUCGAAUCCAGGAGAACAACACUAGACUCUAACGAAUGAAGCAGAGAAACUAUUGCGUUUUGACAGCCGCUUUCUGGAGGUUUGGCUCUGGGGCUGUGGCAGGUGAUAACGUCACACACACACGGAGAUGUCAGACAAAUCACAUAAAUUAACUGAUUACCCAGCAGCCACCUUGACUGUGACCUCCCACCUCCUCUUACCUGUCUCCCACCUUCUCUUACCUGUGUGGCUCACAGUGUCUGAUGUCUGCACCUGUGUUCAGCCAGGCCCCAUCCUCUUUUGUCUCAGAGCUAACCCCAGGACUGCCACCUUUCAUCUGCCUCGUUGAGAGUUUAUUAUUUAUUAUUGAUAAUAUUAUUUAUUGUCAUGAUUAGUACGUUGAUAUAUAUAUAUAUAUAGAGAGGGCUGUAGUGGUGGAGAGUGGUAAGGGUAUAUAUAGUGCUGUGAAACUAUUUGCCCCCUUUCUAAUUGUCUCCUAUUGCAUAUUUUUGAUACUGAAUGUUAUCAGAUCUUCAACCAAAACCGAAUAUUAGAUCAAGGGAACCUGAGUGAACAAAUAACACAACCGUUACAUACUUAUUUCAGAAACAAAGUUAUGCAACACCCAAUGCCCCUGUUUGAAAAAGUAAUUGCCCCCUUACACUCAGUAGCUGGUUGUGCCACCUUGACCUACAAUGACUCGAACCAAACGUUUCCUGUAGUCGUUCAUUCGUUUCUCAUGUCGCUGUGGAGGAAUUUUGGCCCACUCUUCCAUGCAGAACUGCUUUAACUCAGUGACAUUUGUGGGUUUUCAAGCAUGAACUGCUAGUUUCAAAUCCUGCCACAACAUCUCAAUUGGGAUUAGGUCUGGACUUUGACUAGGCCAUUCCAAAACUUCAAUUUUUUUGCUUUUUAGCCAUUUUCAUGUAGAUUGAUUGUGUGUUUUGGAUCAUGUCUUGCUGCAUGACUCAGCUGCGCUUCAGCUCACAGACGGAUGGCCUGACAUUCUCCUGUAGAAUUCUCUGAUACAGAGCGGAAUUCAUGGUUUGUUCUAUUAAGGCAAGUCACCCAGGUCCUGAGGCAGCAAAGCAUCCCCAAACUAUCACACUACCACCAUCAUGCUUAAGGUUUUUAUUGUGGAAUGCCGUGUUUGGUUUUCGUCAGGCGUAAUUGGACCCAUGUCUUCAUAAAAGUUCUACUUUUGAAAAUUCUGUCCAUAGAACAUUCUUCCAAGAGUCUUGAUGAUCAUCCACAUACUUUUUGGCAAACUUGAGUCAACUUUUUGGAUGAGAAGGGUCCCAUUGUCCUGCGAAACACUGCAUUCCACAGUAAGAAACUCAUACCAACGGUCAAGCAUGGUGGUGGUAGUGUGGUGGUUUGGGGAUGCUUUGCUGCCUCAGGACCUGGACGACUUGCCUUAAUAGAAGGAACCAUGAAUUCUGCUCUGUAUCAGAGAAUUCUACAGGAGAAUAUCAGGCCAUUGGUCUGUGAGCUGAAGCUGAAGGGCAGCUGGGUCAUGCAGCAAGGCAAUGAUCCAAAACACACAAUCAAGUCUACAUGAAAAUGGUUCAAAAGUAACACAUUUGUCGUUUUGGAAUGGAUUAGUCAAAGUCCAGACUUAAUCCCAAUUGAGAUGACGCGAGCAGUUCAUGCUUGAAAACCCCAAAAUGUUGCUGAGUUAAAGCAGUUCUGCGUGCAAGAGUGGGUGAAAAUUCCUCACAGCGGUGUGAGAGACUGAUCAACAACUACAGGAAGUAUUUGGUUGCAGUCAUUGCAGCUAAAGGUGGCACAACCAGUUAUGGAGUGUAAGGGGGCAAUUGCUUUUUCACACAGGGGAAUUGGAUGUUGCAUUACUUUGUUAAUAAUUUUUUUUUGUAAACUCAGGUUCCCUUCAUCUAAUAUUAGGUUUUGGUUGAAGAUUUGAUAUCGUUCGCUAUCAAAAAUAUGCAAAAAUAGAGGAAAUCAGAAAGGGGGCAAAUUCUUAUCACGGCACUAUAUAUCUAUGUUUCUCUUCCAACAGGAAAGUCAUUUUUUGGGGGGUUUAUUCAUUGCUGCCUCUAAUAAACGUCUCAACGUAUAUGAGAUUGUGGUUUUCACACGCUGGAAAUAAUUAAGGUUUUUUAUUUCACCUCAAACUUUUAGCUAUUUUUAAAUGAUAGGACUUACGGGCAUUUUAACUGAAUCGGAUGGAUAUAAAAUCCACAAAUCUAAGUGAAUCUCGGAGAUGCUUCUAUGGUUAUGAUGAUUACGUUUGUUUAGUGUUUGUUUUUUUAACACAGUAAAAUACCCUUUUAAAUUGGAUGUAGCUUUGUUUCCCCGAAUUGGUGGGAUGGUGAGAUUGAUGUGCAUGUCGCUUAGGCCUCACUGCUGCCAGAAGAAACCAUUUUGACCACCUGUGGUUUACAGCUAAAUAGCAUUUGAUUAUAUAGUGGCUAUGCUCUUACUCUUCAGAGUGCUUGCCAGACCUAGUAAAGCACGUGCUGAGGCUAACUUUCUAAUGGGAACGUUUAGGAGGUUAUAGUUGUGGAGAGGUUCGGUAGUGGGGAAAGAAUUGCUUCAACUUGCUGUAUCCACUUAACAGCAAUGGGGUUGACUCUGGGUUUUCCUUGACUUUGAUCUCAUUUGUGUGUCCACCAUUGUGCUGUUUUCAUUUGACCUCCAUUUCCCUCUUCUCUCCUUGCCUCACUUGUUCCCUUCUCUCCUGUCCCUCACCUUUAUCGCUUACGUUUUUGGUGUAUCCACUUUUUUCUCUAGCUGUGGUGAAAUGAGCAUUUAUUUGCUGCUUUGUUUGUUUUUCAUUUUCCUGAUUUAUGUAUUCAAUACAGGCUGACAAGUUUUUUUCAGACAUUUUAUCUGUUUUUAAUGGCUUUUGUGAAUUUUGUUACUAUCGUUUUCUUUUUCAUUUAUCACUUCAUCUCAUUUUCCCCGUACUAUCAUUGGCCUCUUCAACCAUUUCUUUUUCUAUACGUUAAUUUAUUUUACCCACAAUUCAUCAUGUAUAUGUAAUGCAUUUGUACACAAGUGUAUCAGAUAAUUAUGAACAUGUACUAUUUGUUCCUGUUGGAUGGUCAAGCAAAAUAAGCUUUUCUGAUAUGGUAUGCUCUUUAUAUCUGUAUAUGUUAUGGUAUGUAUAAUGAGAUCGUGUAAGAACAGUAUAUAGGCUAAGCAUUUUUCUGUGACACAGAUCUCCCCUGCAUCAGGCGAGCGCCUGCCCACAGGUCAUUACAGCCACCACCAGCUUGUUCUGUACAGAAGACUGAUAGAUAUAAAAAAUAAAAAAAAUGUAUACACACGCCACACACCUCAGUACAGAUCAAACACUAAAACAAUCACAGAUGUGGUGUUCUAGGUUCAGCUUAUGCAAGUUCUUGUUCUUUUGAGACGUACCUUAUUUUGGGGCUUCUUAUUUCCCACUCCUUGCUGUCAACGCUUGGCGAGGUGAGAAGCCAUUAUUAGGUUUGUUUGUUAGCGGCCAGGUUCGGAAGAAUCCAUUUUUGCAUUUAAAUGUGUUUAUUAAAAAAAGUGAUUGUACUGUUACGUAAUGUUGUGUAGGAGAAGAUAUGUAUGCAUAUUUUCAAUAAAGCAUUCAGAGUUUUAA
Salvelinus fontinalis (brook trout) is the source of this 5811-nucleotide messenger RNA. Its product is annotated as WD repeat-containing protein 26-like. The transcript has 14 exons. Gene Ontology annotation, cellular component: GID complex. Bases 391 to 2205 code for a protein of 604 amino acids. Lineage: Eukaryota; Metazoa; Chordata; Actinopteri; Salmoniformes; Salmonidae. The record is from RefSeq and is a predicted model, not a curated record. Gene Ontology annotation, biological process: proteasome-mediated ubiquitin-dependent protein catabolic process. Gene Ontology annotation, molecular function: protein binding.